AUGGCGCUCCGAUCUGCAACGAUCCUCCUGCCCCUGGCUGUCGUGGUGGCCUUCCUGACCCUGGCCCCCAGCUUCGUGCCGGCAGCCAACAAGGUGGAGCCGUCUUUGCGGGGCUCGGCUGUGCUCACCUCUGGCACCCUGGCUGUGUUAAUGGAUCUGGAUCCUGUCCGUCGUAGUUUGGGUCAUCUUCAAAGACUCGGGCGCAAGGCUGGGUUGCAGGUGUUGAAGAGGCUGCAACAAUGA
Molecule: messenger RNA, 243 nt
Organism: Symbiodinium necroappetens
Lineage: Eukaryota; Dinophyceae; Suessiales; Symbiodiniaceae
Source: the annotation of a GenBank genome assembly